UUUUCAGAAUCGCCGUUUCAGUUUCGAGGCCGUUUUUGGGUCAACCUUCUUGCUUCUUAACCGACAUAAAUAUUAUUAUAUCAACGAAAGUUAUUAAUGGGAGGAUUAUUUUAGCUAAAAGUUAUAAUGGCCUCGACCUAAAACAGCCUUUACCGAAAUUCUGACAUGAGACUUGGAGGCUAAAAUUCCGUUACCCAGUUUAGCCUUUUUUUGUGAUUUCUCUUCUAAAUAAAAUAUUCCAAAACAAACCUUUUAAUAUUUUUCUUUUUAAAGAAUAAAUUUUAGUUUUCUUUAAAUUAUUUUUUAAAUUAAAAAGUUUUCUCUUUUAAUAUUUCUGUUAACACAAAAUUCCAAAAAAAAUUAUUUUUAUUUUUUUAAAGGCCAUUUCCAAAUAUAUAAACAACCCCCCAACAUACAUCGAUUCUCUAUUCUCGCUUGUGUCUUUUUUAACUAAAAUUGUGUAGUAAUUUUUAUUUAUUUUUUCUUUAGCCUUCCAACAAUUAAAGCUAGUGAGUGUAUAUGUCUAUCUCUAGUAUUUUCUAAGUUUUUUUUAGUUAAUUUUAUUUUCCUUUUAUUGAAAAGACAGGUUUUUGUUUAAUGCCAGAAACUUUAAAAAUGCUUAACCUGUCCUUUAAUAUUCGUAAAUUUUAUUGGCUUAAAAAUCUCAGUUUUCCAAGAUUCCUUAAGAUUAUUCUCAUUCUUAACUUCUCUUUUUAUUUAUUCCCUAAAUCUUUAAAAUUAGGGUUGCCGUUUUCAGUUCGAGCCGACGUUCGGUGCAUUUUUUCGAGCUUGGUUUUUUUCGAUUCGAUCCGUUUUCGAGCUUUUCGAGCUGAAAAACCUUGGCUCGCUCGAUCUGUCGUGUUUCGGUUCGAGCGAGCUUGCAACCCUAAUUCCAAGCUCACAUUUCCUCUCAAUCCAUUCAAUUUAAAUAUUUUAGAUUUCUUUCUAAUGUCAUUAAUUUUCGAAUCCCCACCUUUACUGGAUGAACGGCAAAGCACAAAAUUAUUUAAUUAUUUAUUUAUUCUUUCCCAAUGUUUUGGAAUUUUGGCAGUUUUUGGUGUUGCUAUUUGGAUGGGGGCUUUUGAAGAUGGAGGGUUUUCUUGGAGUGAAAACCCUUCAAAACAAUUUCAUUAUCACCCAACGUUUAUGGUGAUUGCUGUUAUUUUUCUUCAAGGCGAAUCUAUAAAUGAACGUAAACGAUUUGUUAAAUUACUUCAUUUAUCAACACAUUCUGUUGCUCUUUUAUUAGUUUUAAUUGCCCUAAAGGCUGUUUGGGAUUCUCAUGGUUAUUUUUGAAUUUUUAUUGGAAAUAAUUGGUUUUUUGUUUAUCCUUUCAACAGCCAAUUUUAUGAUAUAGACAUUAGUUUCACCGAAAGUUCCGGCUCAGGAAAGUUCCUGCGUUUUUUUGGUUUCGGUUCCAGGAUCCGGAACUCAAAUUAAAUCCGAUUCCGGCUCCUAUCAAAAUUUCAGUUCCGGUGAAGACUACUAAAUAGUAACUGACUUUAUAGAUUAAAGUCUAGAGUUGUCUUUAUAUUUUUGGGCUUUUCAGAAUUUAGGCUGGGAUGGGGGGAAGUAAAAUUUUGUUAUGUGUUGGUAGGAUCCCUUCGGUGUUAUGGCAAUUGUGAAUUAGCC
Meloidogyne enterolobii is the source of this 1632-nucleotide messenger RNA. The record is from the annotation of a GenBank genome assembly. Lineage: Eukaryota; Metazoa; Nematoda; Chromadorea; Rhabditida; Meloidogynidae.